AUGUUGAAGGCCGUGCUGAGGCAGGCUAUCCCCCUGCAGCCUAUGGAGGUUUAUGGUGGAGCAGAUAUUGACCUGCAGCCCCUGGAGUACCACACACCAGAUCAAGUUGCUGGCUUGGUGGUCACCUGGCACCCGGCCGGGGUCACCGCAGCACAGCUUCAAAGCACGGACAGCACGGCGGGAGCGGGGGGCCCUGCCGCGGCGAGAGGGCAGAGGAGCUCCCAGAACCUGCGGGCGGAGUUACCGGCCCUGUGGUGCUGGGACAGGCGGCCCCGCCCGUCCGUUCCCCGCCUCCAGCCAUUUAAAGUUUUGGCAACUGAAACUAUAAAUGGAAAGGCGUUAGAGGCAGAUAUAUACAAUGCAAUUCCUACUGAAAAGGUGGAUGGAACCUGCUGUUACGUAACUACCUAUAAAGGGCAACCGUAUCUAUGGGCCAGGCUGGAUCGAAAACCCAACAAACAAGCUGAAAAAAGGUUUAAACGAUUCUUGUAUUCAUUGGAAGAUUGCAAAGAAUUUAUUUGGAAUGUUGAAGAGGAUUUCAAGCCUGUUCCAGAUACUUGGAUCCCAGCAAAGGAUAUAGAAUUCUCUAAUGGAAAUCCAUUGCCUGAUGAAAAUGGACAUAUGCCAGGUUGGGUGCCUGUGGAGAAGAACAGUAAGCAGUAUUGCUGGCACUCAUCUGUUGUAAAUUAUGAGGCUGAAAUAGCACUGGUAUUGAACUACCAUGCUGACCCAGGGCUUCUGGAAAUCAGUCCGGUACCAUUAUCAGAAAUUUUAGAACAAACAUUGGAGCUUGUUGGGACUAAUAUCAAUGCAAAUCCAUAUGGAUUAGGAAGCAAGAAGCAGCCUGUACAUCUUCUUGUACCCCAUGGAGCAUUUGAAAUAAAGAAUCCACCUGCUUUGAAACAAAAUGACAUACUGUCUUGGUUUGAAGGCUGCAGUGAGGGUAAAGUUGAAGGAAUUGUGUGGCACUGCCAUGAUGGUUCUUUAAUCAAGCUCCAUCGCCAUCAUCUUGGUUUGCGCUGGCCACUUGCAGAGACGUACCUUAAUUCUCAGCCUGUUGUCAUUUCUUUUAAUAGAACUAAAUAUGACUGUGACUUUGAACCAAAGAGUUUGUUUCACCACUUUUCAAACUUGGAUGGUCAAAGAUUUGACAGACUCCAAGAUAUCAAGUUUGAUGCUUGAAAUUAUUUUUCUCUUCUAAGUUAAUUUUUGAAUGUGCUGCAUUCCUCUUACUUGUGUCUACCAUGGAACUCUUUACAAAUAUUCUUCUAGCUUAGGCAGCAGCCUAGGUACUAUGCCAUUUUAAGCUUUUCCUAAAUGCCUAAUUUUAUAUAACGAGAUCUGACAUCCAGAACAGAAAUCUAGCUUUCAGCAUAUUUAUUUUCAGUUCUGAAAAAUCCUUAACUU
Molecule: messenger RNA, 1407 nt
Organism: Chaetura pelagica (chimney swift)
Lineage: Eukaryota; Metazoa; Chordata; Aves; Apodiformes; Apodidae
Gene: RLIG1
Product: chromosome unknown open reading frame, human C12orf29
Exons: 8
Coding region: 1-1182 (393 amino acids)
Biological process (GO): response to reactive oxygen species
Molecular function (GO): RNA ligase (ATP) activity
Source: RefSeq, a predicted model, not a curated record